This is a messenger RNA of Mus caroli (Ryukyu mouse), 740 nucleotides long. The record is from RefSeq and is a predicted model, not a curated record. Lineage: Eukaryota; Metazoa; Chordata; Mammalia; Rodentia; Muridae.
AGAUUGCCAAGGCCAUCUCAGGGACUGAGGAGUGAAGAGAAGACCUACAGACCUUGAGUUGGGUCUUCUUACAAAGUGGCUCAGGCUGCCCUUCAACACAUUUUGUAGUCCAGGCCAAGAUCCAUGGCUGCUGGGACCAAAAUCAAGAACCUGGAAGCCCAGAUCGCAUCAGGGCAACCGGCUUAUCAGAGAUUACCCAGGUCAGAGACAGUCAUGCUGAUUGCCUUGCCUGCCCCAGCGAAGGAUUACCUCUGUCUGUCCAUCACAGCCUUCUGCUUCUGCAUCGUGCUGGCGAUUCCAGCCCUGCUGUUCUCCCUUAAGCUGAAGAAGAUGAAGAAGUCAUUUGGAGAGACUGUGUACUGCGGGAAGGUGUUUGAGAAGUCACCCGUGCAUGUGAAGAACUUUGGAAUCUGGCUGUGCUAUGACUCCUGCAGUGGCACACACAACAUGUACCGGGAGUACCAGAACCUGACCACUGCUGGUGCAGUCACACAGUGCUACCUAGAUAUGGGUGCCCGACACCAUGCCCAUGCCCACUCCAUCCAGUUCAUGAAGGUGGAAGAGAUUGCAAUUGGCAAAUGCCAUCAGCCAGCUGUCAAGCAGUUCCACUCCAAGAUCAAAUUCCCACUGUCCCACCAUGUGUUGCAGCGCCAGCACAAGCCACGCUUCACCACCAAGAGUCCCAACACCUUCUUCUAGACACAGAGACCCACUGAAUAAAAACUUGAGACUGUCAAAAA